CCCGGGACGGGUUGAUACUCUCAUUACCUACACAUACCGAUCUGGAAGGAGUCACAAGCUUAUCAGCUUCACUUUCUUCGACGUGCGACUAAGCCCCUUUGACUCGAUUAGCGGACUCUAGGUUUGCCCCGUGCCCAAGCUCCUCGGGAGGCUAGUCCGGUUGCGCAACAGUCAUCUGGCCCGCUCAGGUCUCGUCCUAUCACCGACGCACCCUCUUUUUCUUGCGUGCAGCUGUUGUGUUCUGCCCCCCUCCACCCAUUCAUAUUUGCAGAUCAUCUGCACGCGCAUAUCGGUUUCCGUCGUGCAUAGUCCCUGCAGAGGUCGUCUCACCUUGACACCGCAUUAUCGCGCUCCCAGUGGUCUGCUUCGUUAUUUACGCUCCCGCUGUAGUAGCAGUGUCAGCUUCCGAAUCCGCCUCUUCCCUUCCGUUGUCGCAGCCUGCCGGCUCUUCCAACUAGGACCAUCUUUUUCAGUUUAGUGGUGAAGCAUAUCGUGACCAUGGCCACCACUUCGUUCCGUGAUUCUGUGAACUCAUUGGGUUGGUCUCGGAGAGAUCCAGAUCUACCAGCGCGCACCAACCCGUCGAAUGCUCCUUUCCUAUCACGGUUGCAAUCUUGGAAUCCAUUUGGGCAAGGGGAGGGCUAUUUGCAACUACCCACUCACGAAGCUCCAGGAGCCCCUCUGCCAGCAGCAACGCGACGAGAGGAGGAAGACAGUUUCUUUGCCUUAAGCCGAUGGGAUCGGAUGCUCAUUUUUAUUGCCUGCAAUCUGGGUGCUGCCGUCUGCUUCCUUAUUUGCUUUUUCCUCUUUCCAGUCCUGUCACUCAAGCCCCGCAAGUUUGCCAUCCUAUGGUCCGUCGGUUCUCUGCUAUUCUUGCUAUCAUGGGCAGUCCUCAUGGGACCGAUGGUCUACGCCAGACAUCUGGUCUCGGGAUCACGACUGCCAUUCACAGCAGCCUAUUUCGGGUCGAUCGCCAUGACCCUGUACUUUGCUAUUGGGCUUCAUUCCACCUUGUUGACCCUGAUCUCCUCGAUCUUCCAGCUGGCCGCUCUUCUGUGGUAUCUUGUCAGCUACUUCCCCAUGGGUAGCACCGGUCUGCAAUUCAUGGGACGUUUCGGCGCGCAGCGUGUUACGGCAUGGAUGACCAGCUGAUAAUGUCGCGUUGAUUGUGUAUAGUAUAGAGUAACGAAGCGACGCUUCUCU
Molecule: messenger RNA, 1203 nt
Organism: Aspergillus homomorphus CBS 101889
Lineage: Eukaryota; Fungi; Ascomycota; Eurotiomycetes; Eurotiales; Aspergillaceae
Product: putative Golgi traffic protein SFT2
Exons: 4
Coding region: 499-1152 (217 amino acids)
Biological process (GO): vesicle-mediated transport
Cellular component (GO): membrane
Source: RefSeq, a predicted model, not a curated record